Messenger RNA from Hypomesus transpacificus, 3583 nucleotides. RefSeq names its product STIM activating enhance (gene stimate). The record is from RefSeq and is a predicted model, not a curated record. Gene Ontology annotation, molecular function: calcium channel regulator activity. The transcript is spliced from 8 exons. Bases 914 to 1852 code for a protein of 312 amino acids. Gene Ontology annotation, cellular component: membrane; cortical endoplasmic reticulum. Gene Ontology annotation, biological process: activation of store-operated calcium channel activity. Lineage: Eukaryota; Metazoa; Chordata; Actinopteri; Osmeriformes; Osmeridae.
AUGAGAGUGCACUGUCCAGGCAGGGAACGAAGCAGCUGGAAUGUCUGAAACGAAACGACUGGAUUUUAGUACUCAAACUAAUUAUUUAUCUGCAGCUCAUUCUUUAUUGAAUAUACUACGUUCAGAAACAACCCGGUAAUCGUGAGUACAUAAGUGUCAUGCAAUUUGACUCAUACAGUUGAAAGCAUUUGGAAGUAAAUCCUGCUGCUACUCGACUCGGCGUUGUUAGCCAGCCACAGUAGCAUCCUAGCAGUACACUACAGCUCCCUACAGUAGUAUAGCUUGUCAGCAUCACGCUCAUCCUUUCUGCGUAUUUGUUCCCUCUUUGCUUUUCCUUUUUAGCUAAUCACCAAUACGUUAGUUUAAUACUUUACCGCGUUGCUAACUUAAUUCAGACAGUCAAUCUGUUCAUUCCAUAUAAUACUCGUGACACCAGAGAGCCGUUAUUACCCACACAGUAGCUAGCUCGCUCAGUUGCAGUACUCCUAGUUCUAACGCCCGACUAUGAUCCUGAAGCAUUUAUGAGCAUUACUUCCCUAACAUUUCAGACUUGCAAGUUGUCUAAUAGUUUAAAUUUGACGGACAUUAUAUAUUUUAGGAUAAGUUUUCUAUACACUUAGCCUACUAUUUAUUUAAUAUGAAUCUUGAACAAAUCCCAGUUGUCUAGAGUUUACUAGCUAUUUAGCUGGCGGAACUGGAGAAUGGGUCCACGGCUGAGAGGAAGAGGAUGAUUCCUUUAUAUCUUGCAGAUAAUUGUUCGGCGGAACUUAUCGAUUGCCAGCUGACUAAUACGACAAGACAAGUGGUCACUACGAUUGUGGAUUGUAGUCGUCUAAAUCUGUAGCUGACAUCAAUUUUGCUAGCCGACUCGCUAACUCACUCAGUGCACUCCACCUCUGUGCUCUGGUUAAUCAUGGUGGUUAGAGGGGUUGCACAUGUUUUGUCCCAAGCCGGGGAUGUGGCCAUCCCAGGAGCCGGGAUGUCUGCUAUAUCGUCGCCAAACACGUCGGUAUCUGCAAGUCCCACGCCAGACCCAAACACCCGCGGCUGCGAGAACGGUGACUUGAUGGACUCUUUUGGCAUCUUUCUUCAAGGCCUGCUCGGAGUCGUGGCCUUCAGCACACUCAUGUUGAAGCGCUUCAGGGAGCCUAAGCAUGAGAGAAGACCAUGGAGAAUUUGGUUCCUGGAUACUUCCAAACAGGCCAUUGGAAUGCUAUUUAUACACUUUGCCAAUGUCUACCUGUCUGACCUUACAGAGGAAGACCCCUGCUCGCUAUACCUCAUCAACUUCCUGCUGGACGCGUCUCUGGGCAUGCUGCUGAUCUACGCUGGCGUGAGGGCAGUCAGUGCUGUUGUUGAGUGGCGGCAGUGGGACUCUCUUCGCUUUGGGGAGUACGGGGAGCCCGUGCAGUGUACGGCAUGGGCAGGUCAGUGUGCUCUCUACAUCCUGAUCAUGAUGUUUGAGAAGGUCCUCAUCAUCCUGGUUCUGCUAAUUCCUCAGUGGAAGAAGCUGUCUCUCCUUAACCCCAUAAACAACCCUCAGUUGGAGCUUGCAAUCGUCAUGCUUAUCGUUCCGUUCUUCGUUAACGCCCUGAUGUUCUGGGUUGUAGAUAACUUCCUGAUGAAGAAGGGAAGGACAAAAGCCAAGCUGGAGGAGCGGGAGGUGGGGGAGGACCCUCGAGGGAGCAGCAAGGUGCGCUACAGACGGGCGCUCUCCCAUGACGACUCGGAGUCGGAGAUCCUGUUUUCUGCCGAUGAUGAGAUGGAUGAUACGGAUGAGGAUGAUGUUCGCAGACUCACCAGCCACAAGACUGUCAAGAAGAAAAAACACCGCAUGGGAAUUCCUGUUUGACCUAAGGUUAUCCAGGCUAACCAGGUCACAACCUCAUAUCCCAACUAUUUCUCCCUCGUUCUUUUUCUCUCCCUCACUCUCUCGCUCUGCCCUGUGGACUGCCUAGGCUGGGGCCUGGUCUGGACUUGUUCUAUCUUGAGUAUGCACGUCAGUCUAUAUGCAACACACUGUUCAGUUGAGAACCAAUGAGCAGGACGAUGUCUUGACUGCAGACGGUCAGCGUGUUCUGGACAGCCUUCAUUCAUAAGGGACAUCAAACUGGGAGAUCCUACAUGGGAUGCACCAAUCUUCAGCUUUACUAACCACACCAUGUUGAUAUCACUACGGAUCUCUCCUGCUGGUGGUUUAAAGACAUUUAUUUGGGAUAAAAGCUCCUUAUGUAUGAGUGUUAUAUUGCUAAAGCAAUGUAUAUGAGUAUUGGCAAAGCUGUGUUAACACUGGUCUACAAGAGAUCCACAGUGUCCUCCUGUGGAUGAUGAUCCAUCUCCUGGUCACCGGGGCAGGAGGCAUUGGGGCAGGAGGGGUCAGAGCAGGGGCUUGCGGUUGGAUGUAGAGGGGGAGAGCAGGCACUGGGAUGUAACUCAGCUGUCCUCGCUCUCCUCCUGGCCUUCAUGCCAACCUCAUUUUAACAGUUUGAUAUAUUUGAUAUUUUGACAAACUCCUCACUUGAUUGUGUUAUCAUGUAGUUUCUAUAUAGAUACUGACAGAUGCUUUUCUCAUGAAAAAGGACAUAAUGAACUGUUGAGUUGGGGCCCCUGUGUGUGUGAGACAUGUACUGAGUUUAAGUUAAUAGAUGCAGAUACUGCAAUGUGAGUGAGGUAUUCAUAAAAAAAAUUCCCUGAACGUGAACACGGCUUUUUAAAAUUGACAAGAACAUUCGAUUUGCAUGUUUACAUUGUUCGAUGCGAUGUGAAAUGUAUUGUAAAUGUUAUCAAAGCCUUUGGAGGUUGCGGUAGGAUAGAGUGCAGCAGUUAAAUCCUCUUCCUGGAAAGCUCUGCAAUCUCUGUUGCUGUUCACGUCUGUGUGUCCAAACCUCUUUGUUUUGAAUCCUAUUUAUUCCUUGUCUGUGGUGUUUGUCCUUUUUUACUGGGUGUUGUAUUGGGCCAAAACCAUGGAAAAGCCUACUCCAAAAGUGUUUUUGGUUUCAGAUUACAUAGAUUGGAAACAAGUUUAUCCAACUUCCAGCCAACGGACUAACAAAACCUUCACCUCUUGCACAAUUUAUUUCUCCACUGUUUUGUGAAUUUUAUUUGUGUUGACAAUGUGCCUGUGUGAUUUUCACCAUGUGUGUUGAAUGUUCAUCUAAUGCCCCAGAUCUUCAGGUAUGCAGCAGUAGCGUUCACUGGCUUGAGCUCACAUCUAGAAAUAGGAGAAUUAAGCAUAAGCACAGACCUCUUAACUGUGAGUGACUGGACCAGACAGUAGGAAUGUGUGUGUUUGUGUGUGUUUGAGUGUCUCUUGUCUUUUAUAAGUUCUGUUAAAAGUUGGGUGGUGUUCUUCAGAGCUACUGUGAUGACUGGGGCUGGUGAUGUCAAAGGAAUAAGUGAGAGUACUCUGGUUAAGGUGGGCAACAUAUUAUAAAAAGGUUACAGUUGUUCUUGUCUAAACAAGGACAAAGAGGACUCUCAAUACUUUGUAAUUAAAAUAUCUAGCUCAGUAAAUGAGGAAAUUACAGAUAUCAUUAUAUUUGCUUUGGCAAUAAAGUUGUGUAAACAGAUGUGUAAUCCCAAA